AUGUCCGACACAGAAGUUCCCACUGAGUCGGCUGCUACUUCAGCCGCGCAAGAUGAUGAACCGGAAACUUUUGAGCGCAGAACCAAGAGCACCACCUUUUUCCAUGGUAUCAACCUCCGAACACAGCCGGUUCUAACCAAGCGAGGCAGGAAAACUGGCAAAAUUGUAUCGCGGGUUUUCGUCAUCUUAGAAGGAUACCUCUUUUACUUUCAACAUCCAGCCGCCACGGCACCGUGUGGGGUCCUCGCACUGCAAAAUGCUGAAUAUUUUGUGCAUUCCUAUGCAUCAUCAGCAUUGCUAGGGAACUUUUGCAUUGAGCUACGAUCUCCUUUGCGAGCAUGGGGUACUUUAAUCCUCCAUUUCCAUGGGUACACGCCAAUGGCAGUCCAUGAAAUCAAGCAAAUGAUGAACGCUGCAGGAGCACAUCCCCGUCGUAACCAGUUUGACAAGAAUGGUAUUGAGAUUGAAAAUAGUCGUCGCAGUACCAAACAACGGAGGCCUUCGCGGUUGAUCACAUUGUCUGGCAUUUCUAGUUUCAUUCCACAAUGGGCUCGUCGGAAUGGAAGCAAGCGCAUCAGUAUCCAUGAUCGCGGCGAAGAAGACAGUGUGGUGAUGCUGGAAACCGAGACAGAGUUUGAUCCUGACGAAGAUGCAAACACCGCCACUAGUGCUGAUAGUAACACUGUUGUCUGUCGCGUCAUAAAGGGAACACGAACGAGUCUUCUCAAAGUGAACUUACGGAGCACCAGCACAGCAAAUGAGUCAACAGAUUGUAGUAGAAGCCUUAAGCGUCCCACCAGUCCUCAGGUUCUUCAGCUCUAUCAAAACACCCGACUAUCGUUUACACAACGGGGACAACCACGUCGACACCUCAGUUUAGAUGAACAAGAAGAACUCGUUGCUGAGCAAGACAUCAGUCCAGAGCAUUGCCAUGAACUGUGUGUAAACGGCUUUGUGGAGAAUGCUGGUCGGAGCCUCUUUCACUUUAUCUGGCCUUGGGAAGGACUCCAGCAGCUUCGCCCUACCCGUGGUGGACAGAGCGACGCGGCACUACGUUUGUCGGUAGUGGUGCCAAGCGCGAACCAGAUGGCUCCAGGUCCACGUAUUCGCUUCGUAUCUGCUUUUGAGCCACCCCGACAAUUCGAUCCCGCCACCAUGGCCAUGAUGCGACAAUGGGCUUCACCACAGCAGCAGCAACAUCAAAGACUGGUGAUUUGUGCGGCCGAAGUCCAGUCUCAUCAGCGACAACACUAUACGAAGAAACAGCAUCAACGUUGCCAGUCUCCAGCUAGCAUUGACUCUACUUCAAAACAGUGA
This is a messenger RNA of Phytophthora infestans T30-4, 1317 nucleotides long. RefSeq lists its product as uncharacterized. NCBI's taxonomy places the organism in Eukaryota, Oomycota, Peronosporomycetes, Peronosporales, Peronosporaceae. The transcript is spliced from 4 exons. The record is from RefSeq and is a predicted model, not a curated record. The coding region runs from base 1 to 1317 and encodes 438 amino acids.